Molecule: messenger RNA, 342 nt
Organism: Caenorhabditis bovis
Lineage: Eukaryota; Metazoa; Nematoda; Chromadorea; Rhabditida; Rhabditidae
Source: the annotation of a GenBank genome assembly
AUGAGCUCUAUUCCAAAGAUCGUCAAUGCUCCAAAGAAGAUCGGCGGAGCUGGACCAUCGAAGCGCCGAAGUCCGAGCACCUCGUUGUCACUGAACGCAGCCGAACGAGCCGAACUGAAGAAGCUCACAGCCCUUCUGCCAUCCGGCCCAAGAAGUGGAGAUGCGUCGAAGGUUGUGAUGCAAGCCGCCACAUACAUUCAACAAUUGGCAGCAACAGUUCAAGCCCGCGUCAAGAACGGAACUCUUCCAGCAGAGAUGCUCCAGAGUCUCCCACCAGCAUUCCAUUCCGUCCGCAGCACAAGAAUCCAAAAGAAACGCAAGUCUAUCGAGAAGAAACGCUAA